Messenger RNA from Penaeus chinensis, 2401 nucleotides. RefSeq lists its product as uncharacterized. The transcript has 18 exons. The record is from RefSeq and is a predicted model, not a curated record. Bases 1 to 2103 code for a protein of 700 amino acids. NCBI's taxonomy places the organism in Eukaryota, Metazoa, Arthropoda, Malacostraca, Decapoda, Penaeidae. Gene Ontology annotation, molecular function: S-adenosylmethionine-dependent methyltransferase activity.
AUGAGACAGAGGCCUCAUACUGGGUUGGCGCCUGCUGGGGCGCAGGCGGGACAAGUAACUUUCAUUCCCAUUAUGCGCCCCAACAUUUGCUCUCCCAAUGGAACCCACAGCUCGCCUUACUUGCUGGGGUGGCUGAGGGACAGGAGUUGGUAUGGAGCCAAGGCGUGUCCACACGCCGGUGGACCAUGGCUCCGUAUCUCUGGGGCCUCCUGCUGCUCCGAGAUCCCAAAUAGUUUAUCCUGUGACCGCAAGAUGACCAGUUUCCAUGGGUGGCCACGAGGACCCAAGGACGCGCUAUCGAGUCCUUCGGCCGGACGCAAAUGUGACUCCGGGCCUGAAUGUAUCUUCCCUCAGCAUGCCUCCUCAAGAACAUAUUGGGAAAAGAUGCUUCAUGAAUGCCAAGUAGUUCGGAUCGGCAUGUCUUCUGCGAAACAAAACGAUGCCUUCGACGAGGCGCCCGCUCAGUUCCUUUACCUGCAGAGGCUCUCCGGUGGACUACAGUCUUAUUUCCUUUAUACCUUUUCAAAUCGUAAAAUAAAACUGAAUUCGCAUUCGUGGCUGCGAGGUGUCCGGUCUAGCGCAGGAACGUUCGCCUUCCACUCGAGAGCAGGCAACAGUGUCGAAAUGAAACAAGUCUACGGACUAAGUUUCCUACAAGUUCUAAGCUUUCCUCCAGGUUCUUUCGAGCUGGUCGUGGGCGCCUGGGUCCUCUCCGGCCUCAGCGACCUCCAGGCGGACGAUUUCCUGCACCGCGUUCUCGAGUGGCUGGUGCCUGAGGGUCACUUCAGAGAGGCGUGCGGCUUCCAUGAAAGUCAUAGAAGUUACAACAGUCACUGUGUUGAGGACUCGCUGACGGAGAACGCUUCUGACCAACCGUGUACCGAGGCUAAAACAAAAAGAACUGUCACUAUGUCUUCUCCCGUACCUGGAGCGGCGUUCGAGGAGCGGUGCGAGUUCCUGGAGGAGGUGAUCGAGGAGGUCCUGGCUUGGCAGCCGCGCGUGCGCGGGGGUAGGAUCUUGUACAUCGGACCGGGUCAUGGCAGCGAGGUGUCCCGUCUUGCGCAGGAAGCCGGCCACGUGACGUUCGCUUUCCACUCGAGAGGAGGCAACAGUGUCGAAAUGAAAAAGUCUACGGACAAAGUUACCUACAAGUGUGAUGACGUUACUAAGCUGAGCUUUCCUCCGGGUUCUUUCGAGCUGGUCGUGGGCGCCUGGGUCCUCUCCGGCCUCAGCGACCUCCAGGCGGACGAUUUCCUGCACUGCGUUCUCGAGUGGCUGGUGCCUGAGGGUCACUUCGCCUUCAGAGAGGCGUGCGGCUUCCUUGAAGAUCCUAGGCCAAUCAGUUGUACGUUGCCGAGGUCUCCAGUACUCUACUGUCAAAUGCUGCGCUCAGUGACUACUACCUCCUCUUCGUUCACUGUCUUGAAAGCUACAAGUUUACAGUCAUACAUUACAUACGAGGGCGACGCCACCAAGAUGUGCUUUGUGGCUCAGCGCUCAGAGGUGAACAGCGGGGCCAAACACACGGUAGACAUCCGGUAUUCGAGAUCCUUUAUUCUGAGGCUGGAGUGGUUACUUGGCCACACCUGGCUUUCCACUGGAGGCGAGUCUACGACCAAGGAGUUCUGCCAGCGCCUCGGCCUCCGGCCUGGCCAGAGGGUGCUGGACGUCGGCUGCGGGUCAGGAGGGUCGCCCUUCUUCAUGUCGCGGCUCUACGGGGUCCACGUGCACGGGGUCGACAUAUCCAGCAACAUGAUAGACCUUGCAGUGCAACGGCAGACUCACCUCCAACGCUCGCUGAGGAAGAGAGUGCACUUCGAACUGGGAGACAUAAUGGACGCUGACUAUGGCGAUUGCAGCUUUGACGUCAUCUACAGUCGCAACUCCAUCUUGCAUGUCGCGAAAAAGGACAAAUUAUUCGCCAACCUCUUCCGGUGGCUGAAGCCUGGCGGAAUCCUCUUCGUCACGGAUUACUGUGCGAAAUCCACACCGCCCUCGGAGUCAUGUGCCUGCAUUCGCCACCAAGGCAUGUGCGACUUUGGUGACGAUCAACGCCUACGAGCGAGAUCUCAGCGGGGCGGGCUUCAGCGUGGAGUCACGUGACCUCGCCGACGACUUCUGCAGCAUUCAUCAGAAAGAGCUCGACGCCUUCCUGUCAACGCGUGAGGCCUUCCUUAACGAGUUUUCCCAGCAGGAAUUCGAGGAAACGGUCGCCCUGGCUACUAAUAAGAUUACCUUGGUCAAGACAGGCCACCUUACUUGGGGCUCUUUCUUCGCUCGCAAGAGAGAGUUUAUUGAAAAGUAGAUCAUCAAAGACCUAUUGAUGAAAUAUAUAGAGAUUCUCUUAGCAUUGGGGAGGUUUUAUUGCUACUUCUAGCUACGGCAAUAUAAGCUAAUAUAU